Molecule: messenger RNA, 312 nt
Organism: Ectocarpus sp. CCAP 1310/34
Lineage: Eukaryota; Phaeophyceae; Ectocarpales; Ectocarpaceae
Source: the annotation of a GenBank genome assembly
AUGUACGCGUGUGGGUUGAUCGAGAGCUCCCAUCUACAGGUUUGGCCUUUUAUGUUGCCAGAUGCGGGUAUGCCGUGCAUCCCGGUGUUCGAGGAUAAUCAGGGAGCGAUUCAGAUUGCGCAUAACCCGAUCACGAACUCCAACUCGAAGCACAUCGAUGUACGGCAUCACUUUAUCAGGGAGCUGGUUGAGAGGAAAGAGAUUUCGAUUACUCAUGUGCCGACGCAAUUUCAGCAUGCAGAUUUCUUGACGAAGGCUAUUUGCAAGGAGCCUUGUGCGUUGCACCGUGACUUUGUGAUGAACUUGCAGUGA